AUGGCUGUCCUCAAGGAGCUCCAGAGCAGGUGCAGGGUGUCUGCCUUUGGGGACUUCUCAGCCUCUAGCAGUGGCACCCUGUUGCAGGAACUGGUGAAUGUCUUCACAUGGUUAAGGAUAUGGAAUGAAUGUGAAGGUGAGGCCUGUACAGGGGCAAUUCCUCACAGCCCUGCCACUCUCCACAGCAAAGACCCCAAAGAAACACCCUGGAGUGGGGUCGGGAACCCCUAUGUGGUGGAGGCCACAGGUGUGUACCUGUCCCUAGAGGCAACAUCGGCACACAUCUCAGCAGGUGCCCGCCGUGUGGUCAUCUGCGCACCCUCACCAUAUGCACCAAUGUUUGUCAUGGGAGUGAAUGAGAAGGAAUAUAACCCUGGCUCUAUGAAAAUUGUCAGCAAUGUGUCCUGUACCACCAACUGCCUGGGCCCCCUCGCCAAGGUCAUCCAUGAGCGAUUUGGGAUUGUGCAAGGGUUGAUGACCACAGUCCAUUCCUACACAGCCACCCAGAAGACAGUGGAUGGGCCAUCAAAGGCCUGGCGAGAUGGAUGGGGUGCCCACCAGAACAUCAUCCCAGCCUCCACAGGGGCAGCCAAAGCUGUGGGCGCAGUCAUCCCAGACCUCAAAGGGAAGUUCACAGGAAUGGUGUUCCGAGUGCCAACCCCAGAUGUAUCUGUUGUGGACCUCACCUGCUGCCUAGCCCAGGCUGCCCCCUACUCAGUCAUCAAGGAUGCUGUAAAAGAAGCAGCCAAGGGACCCAUGGCUGGCAUCCUUGCCUACACUGAGGAUGAGGUGGUCUCCACGGACUUUGUCGGUGAUAACCACUCGUCCACCCUUGAUGCUAAGGCUGGCAUCGCCCUCAAUGACAAGUUCGUGAAGCUCAUUUCCUGUUACGACAACGAAUAUGGCUACAGUCACCGGGUGGUCGACCUCCUCCGAUACAUGUUCAGCCGAGAGAAGUAGAGCAGGAAGGCCCCUCCUUUGAGUCCUCGCACUCCCGUUCCCGCACUCGGCUCCCCGGGCGAAAUAAAAACCCAAGUAUUCACAACUG
Heterocephalus glaber (naked mole-rat) is the source of this 1048-nucleotide messenger RNA. The record is from RefSeq and is a predicted model, not a curated record. Lineage: Eukaryota; Metazoa; Chordata; Mammalia; Rodentia; Bathyergidae.